AUGACUUUGCUUCAAACAGAGGUCGGUGUGUCAGUGUCUUAUGCUACUGCAUGGAGAAGGAGAAAUAUAGCUCGUAAUGAAGUGAUUGGGGAUCCAGAGGAGAGUUUCUUGUUGCUGCCUUCUUACUUAUACAUGCUGGAGCAAGCUAAUCCUGGAACAAAAAUGAAAUUAUGUUUAGACGGUGAAGAGAGGUGCAAGUACUUUUUUGUCGCACUUGGACCUUGCAUGGAAGGGUUUGAAGGAAUGAGGAAAGUUAUUAUUGUAGAUGCAACAUUUCUGAAGGCUGGCUAUAAUGGUGUUUUAGUUAUUGCAACAGCUCAAGACCCUAAUCAUCACCAUUACCCUCUUGCAUUUGGUGUUAUUGAUGGUGAAAAAGAUGCAAGUUGGAAUUGGUUUUUCGAAAGGUUGAAAACCAUUUUUCCAGAUAAUAGUGAGUUGGUUUUUGUAACUGACCGUAAUCAAAGUUUAGUUAAAGCGGUUGGCGAAGUGUACCCGAGGGCUCAACAUGGCUUUUGUAUAUAUCAUAUGUCGCAAAAUGUGAAAUCUCAUGUUUAUUAUGUGGACAAAGAGGAGGCCGCUAAAAAAUUCAGAGAGUGCGCAAGGGUGUACACAGAAGCUGAGUUCCUACAAAAGUAUGAUGAAUUUAAAAGGAGGUACCCAACCACUGUCACUUAUCUUGAAAAAUGGCAGGAAGGUGGCACAGAGACCAUCAAUAGUGUGAAAUACUGGGCAAGGUGUUAUUUUCCUGGUGAAAUGUACAACAUUGACACUAAUAGUGAGACUCAGCAACAGCAAAGACAUAGGAAGGAGGCUGCAUUUGGUCAGGUGACAGAGAAAUUAGUGCCUUAUGUGGAGAAUAUAUUGCACUCGAGAUGUUUAGUUGCCAAGAAACUAGUUGUUGUGGAACUAAACAGUUUCGAGUUCAUAUACAAAGUUACUGGAAAAGAUGGAAAUGCUUAUGUGGUACACUUGUUACAGAAAAAUUGUGAGUGCAAGCAUUUUGAAAUAGACAAGUACCCAUGUGUACAUGCGUUAGCUGCAGCUAUGAAAUGCAACGAACAAAAAGAUGGAUCCAGGUAUUUCCAUUACCAUGAUCAGCGCUCUAGAUAUUAUUGGACUGACCAGUGGAAGUUGGCAUACGUGAGGACGAUCUAUCCAGUACCGACUAGAUAUCAGUGGUUAAUUCCAGCUGAAACAUGUGGUUUUGUCUGCAAACCACCAGAUUUUCCCAAGCGAAAGAAAGGAAGAAAGAGGGAUAAGAGGUUCACAUCCACGGGAGAACACCGCCGUGGUAACAAACGGGAGCCAGGACAAAAUUUGCAAGGACUUGGUUACAUUGUAGUCAAGAUCGUUGUCACAGAUGGGUCUUCUCAAACGAGAUACUUUCAAUGCGAGAACUUCAAGAAUGAUGGCUUACAUGUUCGCAAAGUAUGGGCGGAUGCUGUUGGAGAAGAGAUUGAUAGGAUCAAGAAGGAUGUUGCUGCUAGUGGAGAAAAAAUUUGA
Eutrema salsugineum is the source of this 1503-nucleotide messenger RNA. RefSeq lists its product as uncharacterized. The record is from RefSeq and is a predicted model, not a curated record. The transcript is spliced from 4 exons. Gene Ontology annotation, molecular function: zinc ion binding. Bases 1 to 1503 code for a protein of 500 amino acids. Lineage: Eukaryota; Viridiplantae; Streptophyta; Magnoliopsida; Brassicales; Brassicaceae.